Messenger RNA from Zophobas morio, 1463 nucleotides. RefSeq lists its product as uncharacterized. Gene Ontology annotation, cellular component: cytoplasm. Bases 45 to 1463 code for a protein of 472 amino acids. The transcript has 11 exons. Gene Ontology annotation, molecular function: glycine hydroxymethyltransferase activity; serine binding; cobalt ion binding. Gene Ontology annotation, biological process: tetrahydrofolate interconversion; folic acid metabolic process; L-serine catabolic process. The record is from RefSeq and is a predicted model, not a curated record. NCBI's taxonomy places the organism in Eukaryota, Metazoa, Arthropoda, Insecta, Coleoptera, Tenebrionidae.
AAGCUUCAUUUCAAGUGUUAGUUGUAUUGUGCAAAGCUUUUAUCAUGCUCGCACGUAUAAGCAUGUCCCGCAGGCUAUCUAAUUUCUUAUGUGAUUCACUUGAAAGUUGUGAUCCAGAAAUUUAUGAUCUAAUAGAGCUCGAAAAGAAACGUCAGUUUUACAGCCUUGAACUUAUCGCUUCUGAAAACUUUACUUCUCGAGCUUGUUUAGAAGCUCUCGGCUCUGUUCUCACUAAUAAAUAUUCUGAAGGACUUCCGGGAAUGCGUUACUAUGGAGGCAAUGAAGUGAUAGAUGAAAUUGAAAAUUUGUGUAAGAAACGUUGUUUAGAAGCUUUUGAACUGGAUCCCUCUAAGUGGGGUGUUAACGUUCAGUCCUAUUCCGGGAGCACCGCAAACUUUUCCGUGUAUACUGCGCUUCUAAAACCAUUUGAUAGAUUGAUGGGUCUCGAUCUUCCCCACGGCGGCCAUCUUUCUCAUGGAUUUCAGACUUCUAAAAAAAAGAUUUCUUCGUCUUCCAUUUACUUUACCUCCAUGCCCUACCAAACCGAUCCUAAAACUGGUUUAAUUGAUUAUAAUAAACUGGAAGAAUCGGCGGAUUUAUUUCGACCUAAUCUCAUCAUCUGCGGAGCAAGUGCUUAUCCUCGAGAUUGGGAUUUUCAGCGCUUCCGAAAAAUUGCGGAUCGGCACGAGGCUUACUUAGUCAUGGAUAUGGCUCACACUUCCGGCCUUAUUGCAGCUAAGCAGGCCAAUAAUCCUUUUGACUACUGCGAUGUGAUCACCUCCACUACUCACAAAACUCUCCGGGGACCGCGAGCCGGAAUUAUUUUCUACCGAAAGCCUGUUUCUGAAACUGAAAAAUUUCUCUCUGAUUUAGAAUCUCGAAUUAAUUUUGCGGUGUUUCCUUCGUGUCAGGCUAGUCCCCACAACCACCAAAUUGCUUCGAUCGCUGUAGCGAUGAAGCAAGUUUCUUUACCUGAAUUUAAAGAUUAUAUUGUGCAGGUUAAGAAGAAUGCCGUGGCGCUGGCCAACUCUCUAAUAAGCUUGGGCUAUAGACUAGUGACGGGAGGGACGGAUAACCACUGCAUUCUGUGGGAUUUGCGGCCUCUUGGUCUCACUGGAAGUAAACUCGAGAAGCUCUGCGAGAAAGUGAGCAUCUCCUUGAACAAGAAUUCGGUACCGAAAGACACGAGCGCGUUAUCGCCUGGGGGAGUGCGUAUAGGCACGCCAGCCUUGACAUCGAGGGGCUUCAAAGAGACUGAUUUUGUUGAAGUGGCUGAGUUUUUGCACCGCGCUGUCCAUCUCUGUUUGGAAAUUCAGGUUGAAACUGGGAAAGCAUUGCCAUGUUUUCUUAAAGCUUUAGAGAAUAAUCCGAAACUUAAUGCUCUUAAGACUGCAGUAGAAGCGUUUGCUUCGAAGUUUGAGAUGCCUGGCUUUGAUAUCAGCGACACAAAUAAUAAAAUUUAA